AUGCUUGAACUAGUGCCAGCUCAGUGCCAAAUCACCACUGCUCGAGCUCCUCGGCGUCUCCAGAAGCCUCAAAACCUUGUGCCCGUGUGCCCGUGUGCCCGUGUGCCCUUGACAGCCAUCUCAGGUGAUUCAGUCCCAGCGCACGCGUCCAGCGCCGCCCAAGACGGCCCUUUAGUAGAAUGGUCUCGGGAUCUUAACGAGAUAUGGACAUUUGGAUGGAAGACGCAUUUCACAACCUACCUGACCUCUGCCCUUGCCGCGCGCGGUACAGAAGGCAUUCCUACAAUCUACGCCCGCAACCAUGACGAUCAAACAUUGGUUCCUGCCAAGCGACGCCGGGACAAGACCCUAAAAGUGUCGGUCACUGGUAGCACCGGCCAACAUGGGGGUGUGAAGAUUAAACAAGCGGAAAAGGAAACCUGGAACGCAGCAGCUCGGCAGGCCACCAACGCCAUGGUGCAGCCAGCGUCACGAUUGUCAAUCGCCCCCACCAAAGCAGAAAAACCAGCAGCCAGGACAUGGCAGAGCACAUCACCGCGAGACUCCCGCCAGGUCCGGACUGUGUUCACAUGUAUGCGGAUGGCAGUUACUCCUCCGAGGUAG
Pyricularia oryzae 70-15 is the source of this 603-nucleotide messenger RNA. RefSeq lists its product as uncharacterized. Lineage: Eukaryota; Fungi; Ascomycota; Sordariomycetes; Magnaporthales; Pyriculariaceae. The coding region runs from base 1 to 603 and encodes 200 amino acids. The transcript is spliced from 3 exons. The record is from RefSeq and is a predicted model, not a curated record.